AUGAGAGAGGCUUUAGAAGACGACCAAGUGCAAGAACCAACGGAGAAGUCUAACAGUGCUGCUUCAUCAAAACCUUCGGCUAAACGAUCAUCCAGUACACUCAACUUUGUCAAGGACUGGGCGGCAAUAGUGAUAUGCGUUAGUUGUAUGUUGUUCACUCAGGUGGGACUUGGGGCGUAUUUGGUAAUCACCAAAGAGUUCAUAGCGGAAACUUUUGGCGUGCAAGGGUCGCCGGGACAGCAAUCAUGGAUAGUAGCCGCUUUCUCCUUGUCAGUUGGUACCUUCGUAUUGCCCAGUGGGAGAUUGGGUGAUAUAUAUGGAAAUAAGCGGAUCAUGUGCAUUGGAUUCGCAUGGUACAGCCUCUGGUCGAUGGUGACUGGCUUAACAGUGUACACGCGCUCGAUUAUAUUCUUCGACGUGUGCAGAGCGCUGCAGGGUAUAGCACCUGCCUUAAUGCUUCCCAACGCUGUAGCAAUAAUAGGCCGGACAUUCCCGCCAGGCAUAAAAAAGGCUAUAUCAUUUGCCUUGUUCGCUGCAUCUGCCCCCAAUGGAUUCGUGGUUGGUGCUUUGUUCAGCAGUCUUUUCGCUCAAAGCUCGGUCAAAGCACCAGUUAGCGGAGCUGAAUGGGUGUGGUCGACAUUUGUGCUUUCUAUCGCCCUUCUUGUCAUGUUCGGUCUAGCGGUCUGGAUUAUCCCUCCAGAUGGAGACAGAAGCGACCAGAAGGGAAUAGGAUUCGACUACUGGGGCGCUCUCACGGCAGUGCCCGGCUUAAUUCUGCUUAACUUCGCCUGGAAUCAGGCAGCCAUUGUGACAUGGAAGAAUGGUUACGUCUGUGCUCUACUCGCAGUUGGCGUAAUCUUACUCGGUGUAUUUGCUUGGGUUGAGACUCGAGUAGCGCAGCCGCUACUACCACUGACAAUUUUCAAGAACGUACACAACAACCUUAUGCUCGGAUGCGUUGCGACGGGAUGGUCCACCUUUGGCAUCUGGCUGCUCUUCUCUAUCAGAUACAUCCAAGACCUACGAGGUGUUGAUGCGCUUGAGACAGUCUCUCAGAUAGUGCCAUUUUGCGUAGUGGGUUGGUUAGGAGCAGCGAUUUCACCUAUCUUAAUCAUCAAAUUCGGCGGCAGCUGGGUGACCAUCGGUGCCAUGUUUUCGUUCUUGAUCGCAAUAUGUCUAGUGGCUUUCGAGCCUGUGAAGCUCACCUACUGGGCGAUGCAUUUUGUGAGCUAUAUUAUUGCUACACUCGGUGUGGAUAUGAGCUUCCCAGCUGCUUCGGUUAUCAUCUCCGAUCACCUGCCGCGUGAACAUCAAGGACUGGCUGGAUCGCUUAUCAACACACUCGUCAACUAUUCCAUCGCGAUCGCGUUGGGUAUCGCCGCGACGGUUGAAAACCAUGUGAAUAACGGCGGUAAAGAUCCAGAAGCUGGUAUCAGAGGUGCUUGCUAUCUCGGAGUAGGACUUUCGGCAGCCGGAGUUUUACUUGCUCUGAUCAACAAAAUAAUCGAGGAGGUUGAAAUACGCAGAUCGCCGGAUCCUCAUGCUGCUCGUGAAGCUGGAAAAUCUCUGGAGUGA
Molecule: messenger RNA, 1575 nt
Organism: Wallemia ichthyophaga EXF-994
Lineage: Eukaryota; Fungi; Basidiomycota; Wallemiomycetes; Wallemiales; Wallemiaceae
Product: Drug resistance protein
Exons: 2
Coding region: 1-1575 (524 amino acids)
Biological process (GO): transmembrane transport
Cellular component (GO): membrane
Molecular function (GO): transmembrane transporter activity
Source: RefSeq, a predicted model, not a curated record